This is a messenger RNA of Fraxinus pennsylvanica, 1440 nucleotides long. The record is from the annotation of a GenBank genome assembly. Lineage: Eukaryota; Viridiplantae; Streptophyta; Magnoliopsida; Lamiales; Oleaceae.
AUGCCUUCUCCAGGAUCCAGAAAUUCAAAAAAUUCAAAUCAGGCUUUGAUUUCAUAUGCUUUGUUAACUAAUGAACUUUUACCCCCGCGCGACGUAGUAAUCAAAGCUGAGCACGAGGUCGAUCCAUCUCUGAUUCAGGGUUAUAAUAUUGUUUUGAAAAGAGACUAUCAGAAGAUGGUAGAAGAAUCGAAGCAUAAUGAAAAUUCAUGGAUGAACACAGCAGAGCAGUCCUCUAGAAUGGUUGAGAUUGAUAAAAAUGUUACAUUGAUGUCUGAAUCAGUGGUGAUCAUGGAUGGAAUCGAAGCUUCUCAUCCUCAGCAGCAUCAGCCUCACAAUUUGAACACCACCAUUGAUGGCAAAUUGGGCUUGCCCGAGCGUGCCUUUUCGGCUGCUGGUGCUGCAGCUCUCUCUGCUAUUCUUGUUAAUCCACUUGAUGUUGCCAAGACGAGGUUGCAAGCACAGGCUGCUGGAGUUGCUUACUCUCAUCCAUUGGGUGAUCUUACCAGUCGAAUGGCCUUUUUUGGACCGAAUAUGUUGUUUGCUGAUCUAAGGUGUUCUCCAUCGUGCACGCGUGCUGGCGUUCAUGGUACAGUAUCAAUUUGCCCUCCUGAUUGUUUCCAAUACAAAGGAACAUUGGAUGUCUUCUAUAAAAUUAUUCGACAGGAAGGAAUUUCUAGGCUCUGGAGAGGCACAAAUGCUGGCUUAGCUCUUGCUGUACCCACUGUGGGCAUCUACUUGCCGUGUUAUGACAUUUUCCGCCGCCAGUUAGAGGAAUUCACUGCACAAAAUGCUCCAAGCAUGACACCAUAUGCACCAUUGGUGGCAGGCUCAUUGGCUCGAUCUUUAGCUUGCACAAGUUGCUAUCCUAUUGAACUCGCCAAAACACGUAUGCAGGCAUUCAAGGAUUGUGGUAAGAAGCCUCCUGGAGUAUGGAAUACUUUACUUGAGGUUAUCUACCAGGUCAAGGGGACGACUAGCGUCACUAACAGCUUGCAAAGCUACCGUGUUUUAUGGACUGGCCUUGGGGCACAGCUUGCUCGCGAUGUUCCUUUCUCUGCAAUUUGUUGGUCAACUCUUGAACCGGUAAGGAGGAGGCUUUUGAGUCAUGUCCGAGAUGAGGCUAAUGCAGCCAGUGUACUUGGGGCAAAUUUUUCUGCUGGUUUUGUUGCUGGAAGCCUUGCAGCUGCUGCUACAUGUCCGCUUGAUGUCGCAAAGACCCGAAGGCAAAUUGAGAAAGAUCCCACCAGGGCAUUAAAGAUGACAACAAGACAAACACUUACGGAGGUUUGGAGGGAUGGAGGUAUGAAAGGACUGUUUACUGGGGUUGGUCCCCGUGUUGGCCGUGCUGGUCCCUCUGUUGGGAUCGUGGUCAUAGUUGCUACAAGAGGGCUAAUCCUUUAUUAUGGAGGGAGGAGUUCGGCAGUACUGAUGUGGAUAUAG